This is a messenger RNA of Centropristis striata (black sea bass), 2255 nucleotides long. Its product is annotated as zinc finger protein 862-like. The record is from RefSeq and is a predicted model, not a curated record. The transcript is spliced from 3 exons. The coding region runs from base 1217 to 1777 and encodes 186 amino acids. Gene Ontology annotation, molecular function: protein dimerization activity. Lineage: Eukaryota; Metazoa; Chordata; Actinopteri; Perciformes; Serranidae.
GUUCAUCUCGGUCAUGUCAGAUGGAUCCCUGGACAGUGCAGUGAUGGAGGAAGAAAUGGUCUACGUCAGGAGUGCCAGUGAGGGAAAAGUAAAAGUUGAUUUUGUCGGGGUAAAAGCUGUUUCAAAGCCAGAUGCUACAAACAUAGCUGAAGCUGUGUGCAGUAUAAUGGAUAGUGAAGUCAGCACUGACUGGAAGAACAAGCUGGUGGCCCUCACCACAGAUGGAGCAUCUGUCAUGACAGGAGUAAACAAUGGUGUAGUCACAAAACUGCGUGCAGACAGACCAAGUGUGCUCGGGAUCCACUGCAUGGCCCAUAAGCUUGAGCUCGCCUUUUCAGAUGGAAUAAAGAAAAAACUGAUGGUCAGGAAGGUUGAGGACCUGUUGAGUGGACUCUACACCUUAUAUCAUAAGAGUGGAGUAAACAGGGCCAGCCUAAAGCUACACUACAAGGAGCUCCACAUGAAGGCUUUGAUGCCAACCAGAGUAGGUGGAACCCGGUGGCUACCACAUCUUUUCAAAGCACUUGACCAUUUUCUCAGGGGAUAUGCUGGCAUUGUACGCCACUUAGAGGACAAGGUAUGUUAAUUUAUAGCCUAGUAAAACCAGCAGUGUAGAUGGAUAAUUUAAUGUUAGCUUUCUUUUUUCUCAUCAGUUUUAAAUGCAAUCUGUGAUAUAAUGCAGUUGUUUUGUUUGCAGUCCCAGGAGGCCCCGAACAUCAAUGCUCUUCUGAGGGCAAAAGCCAAAGGCUUCCUCAACAUAGCCAAGGAUGGUGGAGUGCUCAGGUAUUGCUGCCUUCUCCAUGACACUAUCUAUCAACUGAGCAACCUCUCCAAGUCACUGCAGAGGUCAGUGUCAACCCUGGCUGAAGCUCAGAGCUGCCUGUCCUCCACUCAGGCUGUCAUAGAAAAGUACAAGUCAAGGUAUGUAUCAUAUAUCCUACAAUUUAUAGUUUGAUUUUAGGUUGUGUUGGUGUGUUUUCACCUCAGUAUAAUAAAUUAAUUAAUUAAUUAAUGAAUACCCAUCCAUCUAUCUCUGCACAACUGUAGACCUGGGCCUAAGUUGAGAACAGUGCUGGACACAGACACCUAUGAGGGAGUCCUCCUGAAGCCUGCUGAUGCCGACCACCAUGACAAGGCAAAGAAUGAACUAAUCGAUUCUCUGUGCCGGUGCAUCACUGCUAGAUUUAGUGCUGUGAACAGUGGUGUCCUGCAGGCUAUGCGACUGACCAGUUUCCAGUGCUGGCCAGAGGCAGACACGAGUUCAGAUUUUGGUGAUGAAGAGGUAAACAAACUCAUCAGUCACUUCCGACCUCUUCUGCUGUCUGCUGGAGUGGAUGUGGAGUUGAUCCCUGAUCAAUGGACAGUUCUCAAGACUGAACUAUACACAGCAGGAUUCAGUCAAGAAACCUUCGAGAAGACCUGGCCUACUGUCAACAGAAUGCUUCGCCAUCGGUGUCCUGACAUGCUGGAUCUAAUUGAUGCUCUCCUCACCAUUCCUGCAACCACAGCUGACUGUGAAAGAGGCUUCAGUGUUAUGAAGCAGGUAAAAAGUGACUGGCGCUCACGCCUGAAAGGUGAGACCCUCUCUGACCUCCUAAAGACACAGUUGUGCUCACCCGACAUCAAAGACUUUGAUCCUACAAAAGCCAUUGACAUCUGGCAUGCUGACAGUUUGCGCUCACGCAGGCCUGAGUUUGUGCGCAAACACGGAACAAAAGGAACUGAGGGUGGCUCGGAAUCAGAUGGAGAAAGUUCAGAGAGCUCUGCAGACAUUUAAUUCAGAAGAACGAUGAAGAUAGAUAGACGAAAUUCGGAAAUUGAAUGAAUAAGAAAGGAAAUGUUUGAACUAUGUAUAUUGUUUUAUGUAUUGUACUUUCUGUACAUUGUACUUUCUGUGCAUUUUUAAUGCCAACAAUGAUAAUAAAUUGAUGAAAUGCAUUCAGUGGCACUCAUAAUCUGUUAUUUUCAUCGGGAAAUAAUUUUGGCUAGUGGAAAUUCUGAUUGGCUGGUAACUUUAGAAAGUUACCAGCCACAUUGGCUGGUGAUCAAAAAAGUUAAUUUAGAACCCUGCUCAUGGUAUACAUUGGAAAUACUUUACACAGGAAAAGUGUUACCAUCUCUGCAAACCCAAACCCAAACAAACUCAAUACCAAAAUGUGUGCCAAUAUGCAACCAUUAUGUGAGCAACACGAUCCAAACCAAUGUACACCAGUUAUCAGUUAUAAACAUUAACAAAACGUGUAACUGGAUUUCCU